GUCGAGGAAGGAGCCCGAGCCCACGAGUUCGAGCUUCGAUUUCCUGGCGUUGCGGCCAACGAAUCCGGGCUUGGCUUCGCGCUUCUUUUCUACUUGUAGGAAUCUCUGAUACGCAUAAUAUUGAGGAAGGAAAAGUUUUGUUUGAGGUUGCAUAUUUCUAUUACAUUGUGCUGAUUUCCAUACAUUCAGUGGGUUCUGGCUUGCUAAAAAUUCAGUCUGAGAUGGUGAUUCCUUCUGUAUUGCCAGCAAAAUGUUCAGUUUUCCUUCAUCAAAAUAUUCCGUUUUUAUCAAAGUUUCCGGCACACUCUGCUACCGGAGUUGUUCACCACAAAGCCCUUCCUUCAACAUCUAGAACAAUUCAUAGAGCAAAGAUAAAAUAUUUUCCUAGAAGCCAUUUUGGCACCAAACUAGUGGUGUCUGCUGCAAAGAAUGAUCAAUUGAGAUUUGGUGAUGAAUUCCCUCAGGAGCCUUUUUGGCUGAGUCUCAUCACAGACGUGAUAUGGGGAGUAAAAUCUUUAUUUGCAUUUUUGGUUGAGCAACCGAGCCAGUUGAAGUACAUAGAAUGGCCGAGCUUUAGUAAUACGGUAAGGACUGCUACUCUGACUCUUGUCCUUGUUGCACUGCUUAUUGUGGCACUCGCAUCAGUUGAUUCUGCUCUCUGCUACAUGUUGGCCUUGGUUCUUCGAAAAGCCUAAUAAUUGACAUCGCAAGACAAAUUUUACAUGUGCUCUGUAAAUGUUACUAGCAAUUUCAAAGUAGAGUAACCAAGUAUAAGCAAAUUUGCUUGUUUGACUUUAAUGUUGAGUCUUUAGCAUGUGAUGCUUGUAGAAUUGCACUUAGAAGAUAUCUAUAUUAGCAUUAAUGGUACUGAAAAAAUUCAACAUCUGUCACAUGAUAGGUCUGAAAUUGUACUAAUAGGUGCCCUUUCUUGGUGAAAAAAAUAUUAACUGUACAGGAGUAUAAACUCCACAAAAUUUUCUGAUCUGCCUACUUAAACCUUGAUC
This is a messenger RNA of Neltuma alba, 1004 nucleotides long. RefSeq lists its product as uncharacterized. Gene Ontology annotation, biological process: protein targeting; intracellular protein transport. The transcript has 6 exons. The record is from RefSeq and is a predicted model, not a curated record. Gene Ontology annotation, cellular component: membrane. Bases 222 to 695 code for a protein of 157 amino acids. NCBI's taxonomy places the organism in Eukaryota, Viridiplantae, Streptophyta, Magnoliopsida, Fabales, Fabaceae.